Oncorhynchus nerka (sockeye salmon) is the source of this 4570-nucleotide messenger RNA. RefSeq names its product TBC1 domain family member 30-like. Lineage: Eukaryota; Metazoa; Chordata; Actinopteri; Salmoniformes; Salmonidae. Gene Ontology annotation, cellular component: endoplasmic reticulum. The record is from RefSeq and is a predicted model, not a curated record.
AGUGGGACUUGUCUUCUCACAGGACCAGCAGCAUGUUACAGUACCUCUACCUGAAGUCAUCUGGCUGAGACAUGCCUUGUUAUCUAGUGAUGUAGUAGCGAUGACUGUCUCUCCAUUCACAAUGGCUCUCUUUUUGGGGUUGUUGCUCUACCGAGCUUCCCCUCUCCACCCCUCCCUUCACAUUACUUCAUCACGGCUUUCUUCUCCUCCUGCCACCAUACCUCAUCUUCUCCCUCCCUCCCUGUGACGCUGGGUAGGGGUGUAUACCGGGGCAGCAGCUCCUGAGACCGCUGCAGAGCCGCAUCUCCUCCGUAUGGUUAGAGGGACAACUGAUCAUCGAUUAAGACAGAUCUAUAUCUUCUAGCAACUUUUGAAUCAAUGUUUUAAAGGCAUAAUUGCACGCGAUUUCCUCCUGGAUGGAUCGGACAUCAAGGCCAUUUCCUGUGUGCGCGAGACUGUUGACAGUUCUUGGGUUGGACCGGAGACUGAAAGAUCAAUGUGAUUGAUCAACCUCCCUGCUCCCUGGAAGACAUCGGGCUGUCGUGGAGCAGCUGGGUAACGGGAGUCGCGUGGGACGGAGAGAAUAACGGACAUUUUAGAUUGAAGCAGCGCACAAAGUGGAAUAAACAUCAAUGUCGUCUACCGACAAUUACUUUUAGGCUACACGGUGCGUGUUUCGGUUUGAUUGGGAAAUGAAGCAGGCCCGGUUUAACGCGGGGAGGAGGGCUCGGUCUGGGCCGUGUGUGUUGCGGCAGGGUUCGAGCGGUGUCGGUAACGUCAUCAGUAACGUCCUGAAGAAAAGGAACGGAAUCUCCCGGAGAGCGCCCCGUCUGCUCUGCACGCUCGAGCCAGGAGUGGACACCAGGUUAAAGUUCACCAUCGAACCUUCUCUGGGCAAGAACGGCUUCCAACAGUGGUAUGAUGCUCUGAAGGCUGUGGUGAGACUUCCUACAGGCAUCCCUAAAGAGUGGAGGAAGAGGGUAUGGCUGACUCUAGCUGAUCAGUACCUCCACAGUAUCUCUAUCGACUGGGACAAAACUCUCCGCUUCGCUUUCAACGAACGCAGUAACCCUGACGAUGACUCACUGGGCAUCCAGAUUGUUAAGGACCUACACAGGACAGGUUGUAGUUCAUACUCCGGCCAGGAGGGGGAGCAGGACCGGGUGGUGCUGAAGAGGGUGCUCCUGGCGUACGCUCGCUGGAAUAAGGCUGUAGGAUACUGUCAGGGCUUCAACGUACUGGCGGCGCUCAUACUGGAGGUUACAGAGGGCAACGAGAGCCACGCACUAAAGGUGAUGAUCUACCUGAUAGACAAGGUGCUACCAGAGAGCUAUUUUGCCAACAACCUGCGUUCUCUGUCUGUGGACAUGGCUGUGUUUAGAGAUCUCCUGAGGAUGAAGCUGCCUCAUCUCUCACAGCACCUACACCUCCUGCAGAAGACUGCUGAUAGAGAGGCUGGAGGCAGCUACGAGCCUCCCCUGACCAACGUGUUCACGAUGCAGUGGUUUCUGACCAUGUUUGCUACCUGCCUGCCCCCCAACACCGUGCUGAAGAUCUGGGACUCUGUGUUCUUCGAAGGUUCUGAGGUUCUGCUGAGGGUGGCUCUGGCCAUCUGGUCUCACCUGGGGGAGCAUAUAGAGUACUGUCAGACAGCAACCCUACAGCACCAUGGGAUGGAUCACUCAGGAGAUGUUGGAGAACAGCCUCAUAGACUGUACCACCUAAUGCAGACUGCAGCCACCUCACGCGGGUUGGAGAACAGCCUCGUAGACUGUAGCCACCUCAUGCAGGUGAGAGAUGUGGAGAGCAGCCUCGUAGACUGUAGCCACCUCAUGCAGACUGUAGCCACCUCACGCGAGUUGGAGAGCGGCCUCGUAGACUGUAGCCACCUCACGCGGGUUGAGAACAGCCUCGCAGACUGUAGCCACCGCGCGGGCUGGAGAGCGGCCUCGCAGACUGUAGCCACCGCGCGGGCUGGAGAGCGGCCUCGCAGACUCCACCUCACGCGGGCUGGAGCGGCCUCAGAGACUGUAGCCACCUCACGCGGGCUGGAGAGCGGCCUCGUAGACUGUAGCCACCUCACGCUGGAGAGCGGCCUCGUAGACUGUAGCCACCUCAUGCAGGUUGGUCAAUGUCCCUACAGCAUCACCCCCUUCCCCACCUCUAACCCCAACGGCAGUGGUGGUCUAGGUGGCUGGGAGGGUGAUGAAGACGAGGAUGAAGAUGAAGCUGCAGUGGUGACAGCAGCGUUGGGAUGUUUGGGUCCACUGGGGGGGCUGUUAGCUCCAGAACUACAGCGGUACCAGAGACACAUUAAAGACCAGCGUGGGGGGGAGCAGGGCGGUAACAUGGCAGACCUGAGUCCCGGGGCGGUGGAUGGUGGCGGCAGGGCGGAGCAUCAGGCGGCCAUCAACAGCAUGCUGCAGGAGAGGAUGAGUACUGACAUCAGCGCUCUGAAGAAACAAUACUCACGUAUCAAGAGACAUCAGCAACAACAGGCCAGGCAGCUGUACAUACACACAGAUAGAUGUCCAGCCACCAGCGUGUUAGCAUCUCAGCUACAUCCUUCUCCUGUCGUCAACCACCUGUUGCUAGGCAGGAAGCCCAGGAACAGCCUGAAACACCCUCUCUCCUCUCCCUCCAGCCUGCGAGGUGUCCCCCUGCCUCAGGCACAGUCCAGCCCUGCCACCCCUGGCCCCGCCCCUAACCCCACCCCUAGCGGGGAGAGGGGGAGGAACAGACUGGUAUCUCAGGCUGAAGACUGUCAGAGCAGGGUGGGGUCCCCCUUGCGUGCCCACGUACGUGCCCACCGCAGGAACAUAGCCCGGGCACGGGUACAGCUAGGGUUUGGAGACAUGGACAGACACCCUCAUCAGGCGGAGGAGGACAGCCACCCUCAUCAGGCGGAGGAGGCCAGCCACCCUCAUCAGGCGGAGGAGGCCAGCCACCCUCAUCAGGCGGAGGAGGCCAGCCACCCUCAUCAGGCGGAGGAGGCCAGCCACCCUCAUCAGGCGGAGGAGGCCAGCCACCCUCAUCAGGCGGAGGAGGCCAGCCACCCUCAUCAGGCGGAGGAGGCCAGCCACCCUCAUCAGGCGGAGGAGGCCAGCCACCCUCAUCAGGCGGAGGAGGCCAGCCACCCUCAUCAGGCGGAGGAGGCCAGCCACCCUCAUCAGGCGGAGGAGGCCAGCCACCCUCAUCAGGCGGAGGAGGCCAGCCACCCUCAUCAGGCGGAGGAGGCCAGCCACCCUCAUCAGGCGGAGGAGGCCAGCCACCCUCAUCAGGCGGAGGAGGCCAGCCACCCUCAUCAGGCGGAGGAGGCCAGCCACCCUCAUCAGGCGGAGCAGGACAGACACCCUCAUCAGGCGGAGGAGAGAGAUGGAGUGGGUGAGGGAAAGGCUGAUGAUGAUGAGGGUAGUCACCUCCCUGUGUCUCCUGCCCAGGCCUCCAGUAAGGAGCAGGUGUUCUCUCUUCCGAGUGUGAAACAGCACAGGAGGUCAGCUGCAGCCCGUAACCUGGGUCUCUACGGUCCCACAGCCAGAACCCCCACAGUUCACUUCCCUCAGCUCAGCCUGAACCGUUCCUCCUCCACUCUCUCCACCAGGAAGCGCUAGAGGCCACGCUUCACUGACUGACUGGCUCUGAACCGUUCCUCCACUCUCUCCACCAGGAAGCGCUAGAGGCCACGCUUCACUGACUGACUGGCUCUGAACCGUUCCUCCACUCUCUCCACCAGGAAGCGCUAGAGGCCACGCUUCACUGACUGACUGGCUCUGGAAAAUAUACAACCUGAUUCUCUCUGAUGGUCUGGAUCUGUGGCAUUGGGACAGGGGACUGUACCUGAGAGGAACAGGCAGGGACAGUAUCAGCUAUGGUCUGAUCCACUGCUGUAGUUAGGCCCUUAACUCUUCACAGUGAAGGUCUCCCCUCUCAACCACUGGGAGAGGAAGAGCUGCUAUGAAACCCACUAUGUUGUAGUCAUCUCCCUGGGUCUGUCUGUCUGAAUGUCAUCAUGGGACAUCUCUGUCCACUCACCUUCUCUUCCAGGUCAAGUUCUCUUCACCAUAACAUAAUAUUGAACCCUUAAAGCUCCUUCCUUCCUCUCAGCCUAUUUCUGUUUCCACUUCCUGUCUGCCUGUUACUUCCUGUCAAUGUCUCUCCACAGUAAGACUCCAUACUGAAAGAUCCAUAGACCAUAUCAUGCCAAUGGAUCUGAUUGAAUUGUUCUCUACAGUCUACCAUGGAUCUGAUUGUAGUGUUCUCUACAGUCUACCGUGGAUCUGAUUGUAUUGUUCUCUACAGUCUACCGUGGAUCUGAUUGUAUUGUUCUCUACAGUCUACCAUGGAUCUGAUUGUAUUGUUCUCUACAGUCUACCAUGGAUCUGAUUGUAUUGUUCUCUACAGUCUACCAUGGAUCUGAUUGUAGUGUUCUCUACAGUCUACCGUGGAUCUGAUUGUAUUGUUCUCUACAGUCUACCAUGGAUCUGAUUGUAUUGGAUCUGAUUGUAUUGUUCUCUACAGUCUACCAUGGAUCUGAUUGUAUUGUUCUCUACAGUCUACCAUGGAUCUGAUU